AUGGCGAUCCAUCUCCCGGAUCUCCGUCACGACAACGUAUCACUGUACUUGGUACCAGUGUUCUGGGCCAUCUCAGUCGCACCGCGCUUCUGGUCCUCAACCGCCUACCAGACCAAGACAAAGGAGAAGUGGGACAGUCGUGCGCCGCGCGACUUCGUGAAAGCUAUCGAAGACAACCGUGUCCUCGAUGUUGCCGCCAAAGGUCGUCUGCGCCGCGCAGAAGCCGCGGUAGCCAAUAGCUUUGAGAACUUCGGUCCCUUCGCCGCCGCCGUGGCCGCCGGUAGCGCCGCGAAACUCGAUCCGGCCGUGCUCAACUUCCUCAGCAUCGCAUACCUGCUCACGAGAAUCGCCUUCAUUUACCUCUACAUCCACACUGCGCACACGUACGCCAGAUUCGAUCCAACCAGCACAAUACAGCACGAUUGGUGGGCAUGGCAUGGACAUUCCAUCGUCGCUCCUCGCUCACCUGCGAUGCACAUGACCAUGCGCAUGCAUUCCAGAGGCGGACCGUGA
This is a messenger RNA of Zymoseptoria tritici IPO323, 513 nucleotides long. RefSeq lists its product as uncharacterized. Gene Ontology annotation, cellular component: membrane. Lineage: Eukaryota; Fungi; Ascomycota; Dothideomycetes; Mycosphaerellales; Mycosphaerellaceae. The transcript is spliced from 5 exons. The coding region runs from base 1 to 513 and encodes 170 amino acids. The record is from RefSeq and is a predicted model, not a curated record.